Molecule: messenger RNA, 1399 nt
Organism: Paramuricea clavata
Lineage: Eukaryota; Metazoa; Cnidaria; Anthozoa; Malacalcyonacea; Plexauridae
Source: the annotation of a GenBank genome assembly
ACUUUUGCAAACCAGGAUGGCAUGGCAGCCGCGGGUAUUGCUAUUUAUUCAAAGAUGAUGAUCUGCGAACGUUCGAAGAAGCGAAAAGAAAGUGCGCUGCAGAGAAUGCCGUUCUUGCCAAAGUUGGCUUCACCAAUCCUUCCUUCCGGUCUUUUAUGAAAAGAAUUUGUUCAGAUUGUCGUUCAAUGUACGUUGGUGCGGAGAAGGUAUAUAUGAUUCAUUUGUGGUAGUCUCGAUGUGCCUAACAGGUUUUGUAAUUACUGACCGCGCAAUUGAUGUAGUAUUUAAAACACGAGAAGGAGUGUUUUAUAUUUAUUUAAAAUACUCAUUAAAAAAUUCAUAAAUCUUGUAGCAAAACAUGUCAGCCAUAACAUGUCACGUGCAGUGACUUUAUAUCUGAUAAAAGUCAUCUUCAUUAGUGUUCUUUAUAUAAUUGUUCAUUCUAAUUAGUAUGAUUAUAUAAUUGUUCAUCCUAAUUAGUAUUCUUUUGUUGUCGUAUUUUAAGCUAUUCAAAACACUCGAACUUGCGUUUUAUCACAUCUAUAAAACGCUCGCCCGCGCCUCGCGUUUUAAAUAAAUAUAAUAUACGUGUUUCUCCAUUCCACGGUUUGGUAAUAACUUAUCCCAUAUUUGUUGAAAGCGGCUUUCUAAUUUGCUACCUGCGUUUCGUUAUUACGACUAGGUUUGACAUGUUACAAAAGUUAAAAUACCAGUUUUACAGGCCGCGCAUGGUUCAUGAAAUUUAACAUGAUUUUCCAAUCGAAUCGAAUUCUUUCAUUUGGAACUUGAUUAACCAAGAGCUAAGGAUGUCAUGCCAGAAAACAUGCAAUUGGGAAAAUUAUUUGUAAUAACGUGAUUGUUAAAGAUCUACAGUAUAAGAGCUGGUUAUAUGAGGGUAAAUAUCAAGAUUUUUGUGGCAUCUCACUCGAAUAAAUAAUAUUUUACGGGUAUUGUAGACGAAAUUGACAAGUGGAAAUUUAUAUACAUCUAUGCAUGUUUACACCUAUAUUAGGGAUGUAUUAUUAACUUUUUUGGCAGAAAUUACACGUUUUCUAUCCAAUAUCAAGCGAUCAUAAUAUCUAUCUCCUCUGCAGGCGUGCCUGCAUGCGGGCGACAAAAUCAGGGAGUGUACACGCGGGCCGGACUGACAAUUCAAACCUGCAAACAGGCGUACUUUGCUUUACGAAAUUAUAGAAUCAUUGCUGCCUAUGGAAUCAUUGCUGCCUCUGGAGAAGUCUGCCUACAUAUUAAAUCAAAUAUUACAAUCAAUUUAGAAUGGUAACAAAUGGAGUUGGUUGGAUGAUGACACGGAUAUGAUUGGAACUCUAUGGGGAGCUGCUGAACCUCGAACAGAGAACAGCUGUGCAGAAUAUAACACAGAAUUACAUGUCUUAACAAC